AUGAUGAUGGGUGCGCCGGCUGGUCCACCAGGAGUGGAGUAUGCUAAGAGACUCCAAGACCAGCUGGAUUCAGCUCAUGAAUUUGCCAGGAACCAGCUGCGGAAUGCUGGCCUGGCUUGCUAUGAUAACUCCCACUCGCACGCCGAGGAUGAGCUCUUCAAGACGCUGUUCGCUGGCUACAACAAGUGGUCCAGACCAGUGCCCAACAUCUCAGAUGUGGUCAUCGUCAAGUUUGGACUGUCCAUUGCUCAGCUCAUUGACGUGGAUGAGAAGAACCAAAUGAUGACGACCAACGUGUGGCUCAAGCAGGAGUGGAAUGACUACAAACUACGCUGGAGGCCGUCUGAUUACGACAACGUGACGUCCAUCAGAGUGCCGUCUGAACUCAUCUGGGUCCCAGACAUUGUUCUCUACAAUAAUGCUGACGGGGAGUUUGCGGUUACCCACAUGACGAAGGCUCACCUGUUCCACACGGGCAAAGUGCGCUGGGUGCCGCCGGCCAUCUACAAGAGCUCGUGCAGCAUCGACGUCACCUUCUUCCCCUUCGACCAGCAGAACUGCAAGAUGAAGUUCGGCUCGUGGACAUACGACAAGGCCAAGAUCGACCUGGAGCGCUUUGAGAACACGGUGGACCUGAACAACUACUGGGAGAGCGGCGAGUGGGCCAUCAUCAACGCGGUGGGCACGUACAACACCAAGAAGUACGACUGUUGCCACGAGAUCUACCCGGACAUCACCUACUUCUUCAUCAUCCGGAGGUUGCCGCUCUUCUACACCAUCAACCUCAUCAUCCCCUGCCUGCUCAUCUCCUGCCUCACCGUGCUGGUCUUCUACUUGCCGUCCGACUGCGGCGAGAAAAUCACGCUGUGCAUCUCCGUACUGCUCUCCCUCACUGUCUUCCUCCUGCUCAUCACCGAGAUCAUCCCGUCCACGUCGCUGGUCAUCCCGCUCAUCGGCGAGUACCUCCUCUUCACCAUGAUCUUCGUCACCCUGUCCAUCGUCAUCACUGUCUUCGUCCUCAACGUCCACCACCGCUCCCCCAACACCCACAAGAUGCCGCGCUGGGUCCACGCCGUCUUUCUAGAUCUCAUCCCGCGCUGGCUGUUCAUGCGGCGCCCGCCCCCCAACGCCCGUCGUCGCAGGCUGCUACUGGAACGGCAGCGAGGUCGGGCCAAGUCGGGCAUCCUCAGCACCUCGGCCAGCUGGGCCCAAGACGGUAAAACCUCGGUGGACCACCACCAGGACUCCUUUGAGGAUUUGGAGCUGGGGACGCUGACGUCCUAUUUCUCCUUCCGCCCACCAUCUCCGAGGGUUCCGGGGUCGACGCCUCCGCCUCAGCAAAAGGCGCCGCAGAAGAGCAGGCAGCAGACAGGAAGCAGGGGCGUGGCCAACCAUCAGACGCCAAACGAUGACCUUCCUGUGGCGCACUUCCUGCUCUCACCGAGCAUCAUCCACGCUCUGGAAGGAGUGCAUUACAUCGCUGACCACCUGAGGGCCGAGGACGCCGACUUUAGUGUGAAGGAGGACUGGAAGUACGUUGCCAUGGUGAUUGACCGUAUCUUUUUAUGGAUGUUCAUCAUUGUUUGCCUGCUGGGGACCAUCGGCCUCUUCUUGCCUCCUUGGCUAGCAGACAUGAUUUAA
Entelurus aequoreus (snake pipefish) is the source of this 1641-nucleotide messenger RNA. RefSeq names its product cholinergic receptor, nicotinic, alpha 2b (neuronal) (gene chrna2b). Lineage: Eukaryota; Metazoa; Chordata; Actinopteri; Syngnathiformes; Syngnathidae. Gene Ontology annotation, cellular component: neuron projection; synapse; postsynaptic membrane. Gene Ontology annotation, molecular function: acetylcholine-gated monoatomic cation-selective channel activity; transmembrane signaling receptor activity. The record is from RefSeq and is a predicted model, not a curated record. Gene Ontology annotation, biological process: signal transduction; nervous system process; regulation of membrane potential. The coding region runs from base 1 to 1641 and encodes 546 amino acids. The transcript is spliced from 6 exons.